Messenger RNA from Colletotrichum karsti, 1368 nucleotides. RefSeq lists its product as uncharacterized. The transcript is spliced from 2 exons. NCBI's taxonomy places the organism in Eukaryota, Fungi, Ascomycota, Sordariomycetes, Glomerellales, Glomerellaceae. The record is from RefSeq and is a predicted model, not a curated record. Gene Ontology annotation, biological process: proteolysis. Gene Ontology annotation, cellular component: fungal-type vacuole. The coding region runs from base 1 to 1368 and encodes 455 amino acids. Gene Ontology annotation, molecular function: serine-type carboxypeptidase activity.
AUGAUAUGGUUCCAAGGCGGCCCAGGUGGCAGCUCUCUGCAUGGCAUGCUUUACGAGAACGGCCCUUGUCUGAGCGAUGGGCCGGAUGGGACCAAGUUCAACCCUCAUUCGUGGACGGAGCAUUUCAACAUCAUCUAUCUCGACCAACCCGCCGGCGUUGGAUUCUCCUAUGUUGACGACAAUUCCAACGCCACAUCAUAUCCGUCACGCGCCGAAGAGUCGUCACUUGACGCCGUCACCUUUAUCAGACUCUUUUACGAAGCCUUCCCGGCUUUUGCUGACGUCGACUUGCACCUAGCAGGGGAGUCAUAUGCUGGGCGGUACAUCCCAUCCCUCGCGUCGACGAUCCUCGAGUACAACGACUUCCUGACGUCGGCCCCGGACCACCGAUUGUCUCAGCACACCAUCCCGCUUCGGUCCCUGAUGAUGGGGAACCCGUGGAUCAGUCCCCCUGAGCAGCUUGCGUCGAUGUACGACGUGUCUUGCGUAUCAUAUCGCGACAAAUUCGAACCUCACCUGGACCCUCAAGACUGCUCCAGGGCUUUGGAGGUCGUCGACAGGUGCGAAGCGGUCGCACGCGCAUGUGCCUUGGAAGACAACGAUUCGGUCCUUUGCGCCCUUCCCAAGAAGCUGUGCCAAGACCAAUACGUCGGUAUCUUUGCGAAUGUGACUCGAAGUUACUACGACAGAAGACUCCGAAAUUGCCCCGGCCCCCAGAAUUGCUACCCCGACAUUGAUGAGAUGGUUGGCUUCCUCAGUUCCGACGAAAUCAUGAGGGAGCUGCUAGAAGUUCCGGCCCAGACAGGAGGUCGUAAGCAUCGAUGGGAGAUGUCGAGCCCGCUCAUCGAGAAGAACUACUUCGACUCUGGUGACUUCUACACACCAGCAAUCAAGGAUCUCAAGAAAAUAUUGGCUCAUUCGAGCAAGAAACGUGCGGCAGGAAGUCAAAGCCUUCUCGAUGUCCUGGUUUACGUUGGUGUAACCGACAUCAUAUGCAACGCCGAUGGCGUCCUGGAGGGCCUGCGCCAGAUCAGAUGGGAAGGUCGAACGGCGUUCAGGGCGGCGCAAUGGCAAGAUGUCUCGUGGAAUGCCUCAAGCGGUGGCCGUGGAGGUAGAUUCAAAGGAGCACCAGGGUUGUGGCUUGCGGAGAUCGAAGAAGCUGGUCACAUGGUGCCGCAUGAUCAGCCUGCCUCAUCUCUUAAAUUGGUGGAAACGUGGUUGAGGCACUUAGAAUCAGCUUCUGCCGUAUUUGAUGUCGUUGAUGGAGGGGGGAAAUCUGAGGAAAAGGAGACCUUCUCAAUCUCUCAGCCAAACCAGACGGUGUUUGAAAUGUUGAUGGAAGACAUUGAUUCUGCGGCCGAUCUCUGA